This is a messenger RNA of Exserohilum turcica Et28A, 1071 nucleotides long. RefSeq lists its product as uncharacterized. The record is from RefSeq and is a predicted model, not a curated record. The transcript has 3 exons. The coding region runs from base 1 to 1071 and encodes 356 amino acids. Lineage: Eukaryota; Fungi; Ascomycota; Dothideomycetes; Pleosporales; Pleosporaceae.
AUGGCGCCGUCAACAGCUCAUGACCGCCGCAGCAGCGAUGGCAUUGUGCUCUUUCUAUAUGCUGUCCUCGCUGCACUCGGCCUGUAUACCAUGCGCAUAGUGACCACCAUGAACGACGUACCCGUGGGCUUCAUGGAAAUGCUGCAGGCGCCCACCCUCCCUGACGGUACUCUUAUCAAAACAGUCUACACCGGUAUUGAGCCUCUCGAUCAAGGCUUGACUGCCAUGCAAAUUCACUUUCUCCUCCAAGUUGCCCCCAUCAUCGCCAUCAUGAAUGUCGAGGCCUGUCGAGUGCGGAAUCAGAGUAGCUGGCUGAAAUAUACUGCUUUCUGGGCCGCUAUCUACCAAAACAUCGGAGGCGCUACCAUCAUCACCAUCUGGUGGAUGCUUAUCCAUAACAUGUCCAGCCCCAAGUCUUACUACCAAAGCGGGCGCACUGUUCCCCUACCAUAUGCACGCGUCAUCCUACUCGGAACUAUACUCUUUUACAUCAUACCUACUUUGGCCAUAUGGCUCCCUACUAGCAAGAGCAUGGACGCCCUCCAGAAUAUCUUGGCAUUUUGGCAGUUUACUCCUCUCUUGGUCAACAUUCCCCUCUGGCUCGUCUAUCCCACUAGUUCCUUGACCGUCACCUCCAAGAACAAGAACAGCGACAUAUUCCACCUCCGCAUCCUGUACGUCUUCAUGUUCUUCUUCUCCAUAGCAGUCCACUGGUACACCAUCUACGGCAUCUCUGUCUCGCCACAUCCCGAUGUCACGUACGCCCGCGUCUUUGUGCCCAGUACAUACACCUGGAAGAAGGACGCAGCUUGGGGCUUGUUAUGGAUCUUCCAAUGCGAUUGGGUCGUCAUGACCGUCAUGUGUGUCAUACAUUCUUGUGUCACAGUGUGCGAUAUCCAGCGCGUGAAGAAGGGAGAGGCUUCGCUCGAAAACAUUUUUGAGAGUUUUUUGAUCAUCAUGACCAUCACCAUUGGAGGUGGCCCGCCUGCAGCACUGUCUGCGGUUUGGUAUUGGCGCGAGGGCCAUAUGGCAGCGAUUGAGAAUGCAUCCGCGGCGAAGAAGGGUCAGUAA